AUGCCAAGGAGGUCCUCCAAGCGAAUUCCAAUCCAUCUACCAAACCCAUCUACCAAUACCGCCAAAUGCGUCCAUCCCAGCAGCACAUCCCCCGCAGCAAACAGCAAACCCCCAAUACCCAAAACAACGGUGCAAGUCCUCUCUAACGGAUCAGAACGAACAGGCGGUGCAACACCAACGAGAUCCGAAGACCCUGAAGGUACUGUCCUACCCGGCCGCCCAGUCACCGCUGACUUAAAGCCUCGUCAAGGAACCCCGAAGGGUCCUAUCAGAAGACCUCACGCUACUCCAGUCGAGAAAUCCGCGGAGAAGUUCGGUGAACCACCCGAAGGCAGCUCGUUGAACGACUCGUUAGACUCUCAGUCGGUGCAGCAAGAAGAACAAUCAGAAAUCGCAAAGAAGCUCGGCGAAUCACCCGAAGGCGACUCUAUGAGCAACUCUGGAAAUCAACAUGAACUUCACCUGAGAAACCUCAGUCCCAGUACAGAGAAAAUCUCAUCAAGGAACCCGAAGGAACCCGUCAGAGAUCUCUACCGCCCCAGUCGAGAUCUCAUGAGAGGUUCGAAACUCAGUCGGUUUGGCAAGAGGAAACCAUUAGAACUCGCAGAGCCGCUCUGUGAGUCACCCGAAGGCGACUCGGCGAACAACUCAUUGAGCCCACAGGAAACCUCAUCUGAACUUUCGACCAUCAGAAGACCGAACAACAGUGACCGAACAACGGAUCAUAGGAUCUCUUCCAAGCCUAGGACCAGCGUCUCCUUCCAUCCGCCGACAACCUCAAGAGGAACCUAUCAGAGUCCCCCGAAGGAGUCUCAACAAGGCCCUCAAACGAGAUCGCCAACUUCAAAAAUUCGAGACCAAUCUUCGGACAUGGAAGUUACCCGCAAGAAUCUUCCACCAAACAACACCUCCCCACAAGCAGUACCCCUCCCUGGGCAUCGCUGCAGCAGUUCAGCGCCGAAAGGCAGGUCGGAACGAAACAAGACGAAGAGCCGGCUACUCCGGAGAAGACUUACGCUGCGCAACGGAGUGGGUAUACCUGAGGGUGUGCCUUCGGAAUUCUCCUCAUACAGACAAUAUACACUAUACCCACAUCACUCCGUUACUCCGAGAACAAAUGACCAGUCCAGGAAAGUUGUUGGAUAUGCAGUAUCUUCUUCAUUGGGCAAGACCUUACUAUUCACCAUAAAUCACCGUGUUCUGGGUAGCUUUCCAUAUUGCUCAGCAAUGCCAUCAACAACUCUUGCAGGCAGUUUUGAUGAGCUUCGCGUUAUAUCUUGCCGCGGUGGCAAGACACAUUGCCAAACUCCUGCCUGCACCAACUGA
This is a messenger RNA of Botrytis deweyae, 1326 nucleotides long. RefSeq lists its product as uncharacterized. Lineage: Eukaryota; Fungi; Ascomycota; Leotiomycetes; Helotiales; Sclerotiniaceae. Bases 1 to 1326 code for a protein of 441 amino acids. The record is from RefSeq and is a predicted model, not a curated record. The transcript is spliced from 7 exons.